AGAUUCAUAAAAGGAAGCAAAAUCAAAUCAUGAGCGUUUAUAAAAAAAUUGAGGAAUAUAAAGAAAUUGAGGAAUAUAAAGAAAUUGAGGAAUAUAAAGAAAUUGAGGAAUAUACGGAAAUUGAGGAAUAUAAGGAAGGA
This is a messenger RNA of Racocetra persica, 140 nucleotides long. Lineage: Eukaryota; Fungi; Glomeromycota; Glomeromycetes; Diversisporales; Gigasporaceae. The record is from the annotation of a GenBank genome assembly.